UUGCUGCGCUCGGGCAACCUUUGCAAAUAAUUAAAUUCAACUUUUGGCAACAUUUUAUAGCUCAGCCGAAUUAUGACAGAAAUAACACUCGCUUUGAUAAAGCCCCACGUGCUAAGGAACACCUAUGCGAUGCAGCAAAUCCUGUCCCUGAUCAGCCAACACUUCACCGUGCUCGGUCAGAAGGAGGUCCACAUUACGAAAGAGCUGUCCGAGCGUUUCUACGCGGAACACCAGAAUAAGUUCUUCUACCAUCGCCUGACCAGCUUCAUGAAUAGUGGUCCCUGCUAUGCUUUGAUCCUGCAGUCGGAGGCCAGCAUCCAAAAGUGGCGCAAUUUGCUGGGCCCCACCAAGGUUUUCCGUGCGGUUUACAGCGAUCCCAACUGCAUUCGAGCAUUGUACGGUUUGUCCGAUACCCGAAAUGCCUGCCAUGGAUCGGACAGCGAAGCCUCGGCCCGCCGUGAGAUCAGCAUCCUGUUUCCAGAGUUCAAAGUCGCUCUUCCGGAUACCCUAGAGAGUAAAAAAGAGACGACUACCAUGACGUAGCCCACGGAUAAGGCAGUGCAUAGGCCAAGAGAAGAACUUGGUCCAGUAGCAUUUGUUAUUACCUAAAUAUGGCUGCUCCAGGUUGAACCUGGGAGCACUGUGCCUUAAGGACAUGGGAUCUCCCUGUGAAGUUGGCUUUGCAAGAACAUUUCCGUAUCGUAAUGGGAAAAGCAGGUAACCCAGUCUCUUGUUCAGUUUUAUUAAUGUUGCCACAACCGUUAAAAAUUGUAUGUAUAGAUUUUUUAUUAGAGUGUAUAGAUAUUUACCCUAUAAUGAUAUUUAACUAAGCAUCUUUGUUGCAUUAAGACCAAGAGAAUUGGUAGCAUAUUUUUAAUUUUAAGAUUUGAAACCAAAACUGUUAUAAAAAGUUGAAUAUAACAUGCCGAACGAACAAGUUUUCCUUAGAAACAUGUUGAGCAACAUGUUUUGGUGUUGCCAAACAUUGCGAUGCUGCGCAACUUUGUUCAAAAACUGUCUUAGGUACAAGGUACAAGUACAAGGCUCUACACAUUUAAAAUAGAAUACCACAAAUUAUAAUAUGAAAAAAUGUGCCUAUAAAAUAAGAUUAAUUGUGAAAUGUUAACAAUAAAAUCAAAAAUGAUCUCUCAACUGCUAAUUUAACUAGC
Messenger RNA from Drosophila kikkawai, 1169 nucleotides. It is a transcript of the gene nmdyn-D6, whose product is annotated as nucleoside diphosphate kinase 6. The record is from RefSeq and is a predicted model, not a curated record. Gene Ontology annotation, molecular function: nucleoside diphosphate kinase activity. Gene Ontology annotation, biological process: CTP biosynthetic process; cilium movement; UTP biosynthetic process. Gene Ontology annotation, cellular component: cilium. NCBI's taxonomy places the organism in Eukaryota, Metazoa, Arthropoda, Insecta, Diptera, Drosophilidae.